Diachasma alloeum is the source of this 473-nucleotide messenger RNA. It is a transcript of the gene bisc, whose product is annotated as TM2 domain-containing protein CG10795. NCBI's taxonomy places the organism in Eukaryota, Metazoa, Arthropoda, Insecta, Hymenoptera, Braconidae. The record is from RefSeq and is a predicted model, not a curated record.
CCUAUUUUCGGAGGUUAGGAGUCAACAAACAACACCAGACGAGCCAAGACGACCAGACGACUGACCAAGAGCGACAUCCCAUCAUAAAAAAUGUGUGAAUGCACUUUUAUCUCGUCCGUUGAUUUCUUCGUAAAUUCUCGGUGCAUGAACAAUUGAAACAUGAUUACUAGUCAUUCAUAAAAUGUUAAAACAACAAUGUAUUCAGUUCUCAAGUAUGUGAGUUUCUUUUCGAUAUUAAUUAUACAAAUUGGUGAUUGUACUGAUUACACGUAUGAAAUUGACUGCAAUAACCUGCGAAUGGGGCAGUAUAUCUGUCCACAUCCUGAAUAUGACUUAAUUGACCCAAAAACGCAGCAGCCGAGAGGUUGCACCAAGGAUAAUAAAGCUAAAGUUGUGUGUUUAGCAGCUGAUGGAUUAAUUUGUACAGAAUCUAGGAAUAAUACAUUCAAGAGGGAGAUUCCCUGCAAAUGGAC